AUGGAUCCAAACCUGUAUGGAGGCGUGCCCAGGUUUCUGACUCGCCCAAAGGCGUUCUCGGUGUGUGCAGGCAAAGAUGCCACCCUCAGCUGCACCAUCGUGGGCAGUCCCACCCCACUGAUCACCUGGGAGAAGGACAAGUUGAAGCUGACGUCUGGGGGGCGCUUCAAGACAGUGGAGGAUGGAGAGGUGUACCGCUUGACCAUCUACGACUUAACGCUGGAGGAUGGCGGACAGUUCAUGUGCCGGGCCAAAAACAGCGUUGGGGAAGCUUAUGCUGCGGUUACCGUUAAAGUGGCUCUGCCUACAGAGAUGGCUCAGAGGGCCCCCGUGUUCAUGAUGAAGCCCACCUCUGCACGUGUUGGUUUGGGAGGCGAUGUUGUUUUCCACUGCCGGGUUGCCGCUCACCCCGAGGCCAACUUUGACUGGGAAAAGGACGGGCGCUACCUGGGGGAGUCAAACCGCAUCAAGAUCGUCUCUGACACCGACGGCAGCACUUUGAAGAUCCAAGGCCUACGAAACCUGGACAGCGGCACCUACACCUGCAGAGCCCAGAACACGGUUGGCCGUGCACACGCUGCCGCAGCUCUUGUGGUAGAUGCCCAGGAUUCUCAUCAUCAGUCCGCGGAUAAGAACACCUCCCUCCUCUCUCACCUCCAAAAGCGCAAAGAGGCAAUGAAUAAGGACAUCUCCAUCUAUCGCACUGAGGAGAAGAGCUCCUCUGUUUCUUCUUCUACCACAGAUGGUUUCAGUUCUCUGGGUCUGGAACAUGCGCUGAGGGCAUCUGCGCUGGCAAAGCUGCCCAAAGGUGUGUUCACCCGAACCUGCACCGUGACUGAGGGCAAACACGCCAAACUUAGCUGCUUUGUGACGGGUCACCCUAAACCCCACAUUAUGUGGAGGAAGGAUGGAAUGAACAUCGGUGAAGGCCGCAGGCAUGUCAUUUAUGAGGACCAGGCCGAGAACUUCAUCCUGAAGGUCCUGUACUGCAAGCAGACUGAUAAUGGUCUCUACACCUGCAAUGCAACCAAUAUGGCCGGGCAGACCUACAGUGCUGUGUUGGUGACCGUCAAAGAGCCCAAAGUGCCGUUCAGGAGGAAGUUGCAGGACAUGGAGGUCCAGGAGAAAACAUCGGCCACACUGAUGUGUGAGGUGCCUGUUGUUGCCACCCACGCCCACUGGUUCAUGGAGGAAACCAUGCUGGAGCAAAAUACCAAAUAUCGCAUGGAGGAGGAAGGCACCCUGCGUCGUCUCACCAUUCACAAUGUCACCACCAACGAUGACGGUGUUUAUAUCUGCGAAAUGAAGGAAGGCAGUCGCACCGUGGCCGAGCUCACUGUUCUGGGCAAUAUUACCAAGAAGCUCCCCCGGCGGACGGUGGUUCCUGUCAGCGAUACGGUCAUUUUCUGUGUCGAGCUGGAGCAUCCCUACCCGGACGCCUACUGGACCCGCAAAGGGGAGAAGCUGAAGGAAGAGUCCCGGAUUUCCAUAGCCUGUGUGCUGAGACAGUACACGCUCACCAUUAGAGAUUGCCAGGCUGACGACUCAGGUGAAAUCGCCUUUGUAGCUGGAGACUGCAAGACGUCCACUCGAUUCACUGUGACUGCUGCUAGGAAGCAUCCCCCCAAUCCCCCAGUCAGUGCUGUGGUGGUGAACAAGACUGCCUCUUCCAUCACCAUUCAGUGGUCUCCUCCUGACAGCGAUCGCCCAGUGCCCAUUAAGUGCUACAUCGUGGAGAGGAGGAAGGUUGGCACUCAGACAUGGCAGAGGUGCAACGCUGGAGAAACCAUUGUUUCCACAGAGAUCACCGUCUGCAACUUCACAGAAGAGUCCAGCUUCCAAUUCCGUAUUUCUGCCAUGAAUGACUUUGGCCAGAGCCCUCACCUGGAGGUGCCUGGAAGCUUCUACCUUGAACCCUCUGCAGAGAUAAGGAAAGGCCUGAUGAACACCACUGCAAACGCUGGCGAGGAGUUCUCUAUCGCCAUCGAGUUGUCUGCUGUUUGUUCUGGGUACUGGUACAUUAAUGGCUGCGUCCUGCGUAGUGGAGCUGAAUACCUCAUCACCAAGUCCAAGACCACACACACUCUGCUCUUCCGUGAUAUGACCAUGGAAUUGAAUGGAGCUGAAGUCAAGUUUGUUGGUGGAGGCUCACAGAGCAGUUGCAUCUUAUCUGUGAAAGCCCCUCGUGUUAGGUUCAUAAACAAGUCCGAUCUGACAGAGGUGGUGACCUGCACUGCCCAAUCCACUGCUCAGCUGACUGCUGAGGUGUCGGAUAACAAAACACAGGUGGUUUGGAUGAAGAACGGGCGAGAGGUGAAAAUGGGCAAGAAGUAUGAAUAUGUCAUCAUUGACCGCAAGAGGAUCCUGACGAUACACAAUGUUACUGAAGAGGAUGUGGGCAUCUACGAGUGUGUUUUAGCUGAGGACAAGAUGUCCCUGCAACUCUCUCUUAAAGAUGAACCUGCCAAGUUCCUGAACAAGACCAAAGGUGCCAUGGGAAUGUCAUCGUCCCUUAAAGGAGAUCUUGAGCUGAGCUGCGAGGUAUCUCCUGCCAGCGCUGUCGUUGUGUGGAGAAAAGAUCAGGUAGAGAUCACUGAGGACCAAAGAACUGCCAUGGUCUCCAAAGGGACUCAAAGGAAACUCGUCAUCAAGAACGCCAAGAAAAGUGACGAAGGACAUUACUCCUGUGAGACAGCAGCAGACAAAGUCACAUUCCAGGUCAAGAUUAAAGAAACUCAAGCCGUUGCUGCCUUCUCCAACAAAGAGUCAGUCCAGAAAGAGGUGAAGGCCACUCUCUCGCAGAAAGCAACUCUUAGUUGCAAUGUGUCUGAUAGCAAGGCAGAGGUCAAAUGGUAUAAAGAUGGCAAGCAGCUGAUAUCCAGCAGGACCAUAUACUCAGAAGUAACAGGCACUGCUCGUCAGCUGGUGUUUGAAAAGGUGGAGAAGAGUGAUGCUGGAGAAUAUACCUGUGAAGCUGGCGGGGAUAAGCUGGUCUUCAAGAUAUCUGUUUCAGAGGCCCAGGCAGCCUUCUUCAACAAAGAGUCAGUCCAGAAGGAGGUGAAGGCUACUCUCUCCCAGAAAGCUAUUUUAAGCUGUGAGGUAGCUGAUAGCAAGACAGAGGUGAAGUGGUACAAGGAUGCCAAGCUGCUGACCUCCAGCAAGACAAUCCAUGCAGAGUCGAAAGGCCAGAGUCGCCAGCUGGUUAUCGACAGUGUGGAGAAGAAGGAUGCUGGAGAGUACAUCUGUGAAGCCGGGACUGAGAAGCUUGCUUUUAAGAUUCAGGUGGAAGAGCCGAAGUCAUUCUUCUCCAACAAGGAGUCUGUUCAGAAGGAGGUGAAAGCGACGUUCUCCCAGAAAACCACUCUGAGCUGUGAGGUUUCUGAUGCCAAGACAGAGGUGAAGUGGUACAAGGACGGCAAGCUGCUGACUUCUAGCAAGACAAUUCAUACAGAGUCUAAGGGCAAAAGUCGCACGCUGGUGAUCGACAGCACUGAGAAAAAGGAUGCUGGAGAGUACAUGUGUGAGGCUGGGACAGAGAAGCUUGCUUUUAAGAUUCAGGUGGAAGAGCCGAAGUCAUUCUUCUCCAACAAGGAGUCUGUUCAGAAGGAGGUGAAAGCAACAUUCUCCCAGAAAACCACCCUGAGCUGUGAGGUUUCUGAUGCCAAGACAGAGGUGAAGUGGUUCAAGGACGGCAAGCUGCUGACUUCUAGCAAGACUAUUCAUACAGAGUCUAAGGGCAAAAUUCGCACUCUGGUGAUUGACAGCGCUGAGAAGAAGGAUGCUGGAGAGUACAUGUGUGAGGCUGGGACUGAGAAGUUGGUCUUCAAACUCCAGGUUCCAGACACACAGAUUAAAUCUGCAUUCUCUAACAAAGACUCAGUCCAGAAGGAGGUGAAAGCCACUGUCUCACAGAAAGCCAUUUUAAGCUGUGAGGUAGCUGAUACGAAGACAGAAGUGAAAUGGUACAAGGAUGGAAAGCUCCUCACUUCAAGCAAGACCAUUAAUGCAGUGUCAAAGGGCCAGAGUCGCCAGCUAGUGAUGGACAGCGUGGAGAAGAAGGAUGCUGGAGAGUACAUCUGUGAGGCUGGGACUGAGAAGUUGGCCUUUAAGAUUCAGGUGGCAGUUACUUCUACAAAAAUCGGGGCUAAAUCUGGUUCCCUCAACAAAGAGGCUGUCCAGAAGGAGGUGAAAUCCACUCUCCUCGAGCAAGGCAAUCUGAGCUGGGAAGUAGUUGAUAACACCAAAGAGGUGAAAUGGUACAAAGAUGGCAAACUGCUGAGUCCCAGCAGUCCAGUUGCCUUGGAAUCAAAGGGCAAGGUUCAUCUACCGGUGUUGGACAGUGUAGAGGAGAAAAAUGCGGAGGAGCGCAUCUGUGAGGUCCGAACAGAAAGUUUGGCAUUUAAAGAACAGGUGACAGAGAUUCAAGCCAAAUCGGCCUUCUCCAAAAAGGAAUCAGUCCAAAAGGAGGUGAAAGCCACUCUCUCACAGAAAACCAUUUUAAGCUGUGAGGUAGCGGAUACCAAGACAGAGGUGAAAUGGUUCAGGGAUGGCAAGCUGCUGACCUCCAGCAAAACAGUUCAUGCAGAGUCAAAAGGCCUGAGUCGCCAGCUGGUGAUCGACAGCGUGGAGAAGAAGGAUGCUGGAGAGUACAUAUGUGAGGCUGGGACAGAGAAGCUGGCCUUUAAGAUUCAGGUGGCAGAAGCCCUGGCUGGCUUCUCGAACAAGGAGUCCGUCCAGAAUGAGGUGAAAGUUACUCUCUCCCAGAAAGCCACCUUGAGCUGUGAGGUUUCUGAUUCCAAGACGGAAGUGAAGUGGUACAAGGACGGCAAGCUGCUGACUUCCAGCAAAGCAGCUCACAUGGAGUCAAAGGGAAAGAGUCGUGAGCUGGUCAUUGAAAAAAUAGAGAAAAAAGAUGCUGGACAAUACACCUGUGAGACAGGAACAGAAAAGCUGGUAUUUAGGCUGCAUGUGACAGAAGAAGCUGUCAAGUUCCAGAAGAAGUCUGUCAAAGACACAUGUGUUGUUCAAGCAAGUGAAAACAUUGUUUUGACCACUGAGCUGACCUCGGAGAGUGGAUGUGUGAAGUGGUUGAGAGAUGGUGUGGAGAUCAAAGAGAGCAGAAAGUAUGAAAUGAAAAAAGAUGGACAUUGUCGUACCUUGAUAGUAACUUCCACCGAAACUAAAGACAGCGGAGCGUACUCCUGUCAAACUGCUCAUGACAAACAGGAGUUCAAAGUUCAGGUCAAAGAGUCAACUUUGAAGUUUGUUGUCCCCCUGAAGUCUGCCGAUGUGGAGUUGGGUGGGACACUUAGUCUGAUGUGUGAGCUCAAUCAAGCCUCAGGCGAUGUUGUCUGGCACCAUAAUGGCCGUGAGAUUAAACCUGGAGGAAGGCACUGUGUCAGGACAGAUGGUGCUAAGCGGGUCCUCACUGUGACUGACAUGACGAAGGAAGAUGAAGGAGAAUACAGCUGUGAAUGUCGAAAUGAAAAGACCUCUGCCAAAGUCUCCUCUAAAGAGCCCAGAGUAGUGAGGCUGACUACUAAACUCAAUAAUGUGGCUGCAAUGGAGGGAAAAGACGCCAUCUUCAAGUGCGCUGCCACCCCAGCAGACAUCAAUGUCAAGUGGUUCCACAACAGCAUACCCAUCACGGCCGGGCCGAAGUAUAAGAUUGAGCACGGUGGCAACACUCACUCACUCACCAUAACCUCUGUCACCCAAAAAGAUGCUGGAGAGAUUAGCGUUGAUGCAGAAGGCAAAAGCUGCAAAGCUACUUUACAAGUGCAACAUGAGCCUGUAACCUUUAAGAAGAAGCUUGAAAACCUGACAGUGGAGGAGCAGAGUGAAGUGAAGAUGGAGGUGGAGCUAAGUAAGAAAUCGGAUGAAGUCAGGUGGAUGAAGAACAGCAUCGUGUUGCAGGCUGCAGCAAACCUGGAGAUUCGGGUGGAUGGAGCCAAGCAGGCUCUGGUCUUUAAGAGCGUUACUCAUGGUGAUCGUGGCAUCUACUCCUGUGAAACUCUGGAUGACAAGACCCAGGCCAAGCUCACAGUAGAAAUGAAGAAGAUCCAGGUAAUAAAGGGCCUUACAGAAACCAAGGCACAUGAGACAGAGACAGUGACACUAGAGGUAGAGCUCAGUCAGGCUGAUGUUGAAGGCUCCUGGGCCAGGGAUGGGGCCAAGCUAAAGCCAGGGGCCAACUGUCGUAUCACAGCACUGGGAAAGAAGCACGCUCUUACGCUGUCCAAUCUUAAGAGAGACGAUGCAGGAACUAUUUCCUUCCAAGCUGAUGGUGUCCAUACUUCAGGCAACCUGUUCGUCACAGAACCGCCUGCUAUGGUCUCCACACCCAUUAUCGAUAUGAGUGUUCCUGAGAAGGAGAAGGUUACUUUUGAAUGUGAAGUGUCCAGAACAAAUGCCGAUGUUAAAUGGUUCAAGGAUGAUGUGGAACUGAAACUAGGGAAAAACUAUGGCAUCCAUUCGUUGGGCAGGAAGCGCACUUUGGUCAUCAGCAAAUGCACCCCCGCAGAUGCAGGCAGUUACGUCUGUCGCACCACUGAUGAUAACACCUCUGCCAAGCUCAUCGUUCAUGCCAGAGAUAUCAAGAUAAUUAAGAAACUGGAGGAUGUGGAGGUGAUGGAGAAGGAGAGUGCUGCAUUCGUCUGUGAAAUCUCACACGAUGAAGUGGACUGUCAGUGGUACAAAGGAAGUACUAAAGUCAAAGUCAGUGACAACAUCAAGAUGAGACAAGAGGGCAGAACCUAUGUACUGCUGUUUAAGUCUGUUUCCCCAGAGGAUAUGGGUGAUAUUAAAUUUACAGCUGAGAAGACCUCUUCAUUUGCAAAACUCAAAGUGAAAGAGCUGCCCGUCAAGUUUGUGAAGAGACUCAGGGAUAAGAUAGCGAUGUUUAAGCAUCGUGGUCAUCUCGAAUGCCACGUGUCACGUGCCAGUGCAAAGGUGAAGUGGUACAAGAACAAGACGGAAAUCAAACCCAGCAAGAAGCACGAGAUCGGAAGUGAAGAUGUGUACCGGAAACUCACCAUCAAUGAUGUGGACACCGGGGACGAAGACACAUAUACCUGUGACGCCACUGACGACCAGACGUCCUGUAAACUGCUUGUAGAAGAGCAGUCCAUCAGCAUUGUGCGGGAGCUUAGUUCAGUAGAAGUGACAGAACCUUUCGCAGCUGUCUUUGAAGUUGAGAUCAGUAUGGAACUGGUGAAACCUCCCAUAUGGACUCUGAAUGGAGUUGCUGUGCAGGAGAGUGCAGAUGCUGAAAUGGAGAAAGAGGGCACUCUGCACCGUCUCACUUUCAAAAAGACAAAAGCCUCAAUGACAGGACCUGUGCAGUUUACAGCUGGGAAGAGCAAAUCUCUUGCCCAACUCACAGUAAAAGAGCGUCCACUUGAGAUUUCAGAGCCCAUUAAAGAUGUCAAGGCAAAGGAGAAAAGCUCUGCCCUGUUCUGCUGCAAAUUCUCUGCGGCAGCCAAAGAGGUGAAUUGGUUUAAAGGUCAAGUACUUCUGGCAGCAUCAGACAAGUUCAACAUGAAGAAAGACGGCACAAGGGCUCAACUUACUAUUCAAGGGCUAACUGGAGAAGACAGCGGAGAAUACCGCUGUCAGUCCGGACCUGCUGAGACCAAAGGCACUCUCACUGUGGAAGUGCGAGAAAUUAAGAUCACCAAGCACUUGAUCGACACAGAGGUUGAUGAAGACAGUGAUGCAGUGUUCACGUGUGAGAUUAACUAUGCAGAUGAAGAGGCACAGUGGCUUCUGAAAGACAAGGUGCUCCUCACUAAUGAAGUCAACACCAUCUCUCAUGAGGGGAAGGUUCACAAGCUCAUGCUGAAGAACAUGGCUCCUCAGGACGGGGGGACCAUCACCUUUCAAGUGCGCAAGGUGAAAGAGUCUGUUACUCUCAAAGUGAAAGAGAAGAUUGCUGUGUUUCUCAAGUCUCUCGAUGAUGUCAUCGGAGAGGAGAAAGGCAUGAUCACUCUGACGUGUGAGGCGUCCAAGCCCAGGGUUUCACCUAUAUGGAGAAAAGAAAGUAAAGUCUUGAAGGCUGGACCCAAGUAUGAGCUCCUCCACACAGGCAAGUCUUUGGGCCUGAUCAUCAAGGACGCCACCAAAGACGAUGCUGGGGAGUACAGUUGUGAUCUCGGAACUGAAGUUUCCAAGGCAAAGGUCACUGUCAGAGAGAUUGGCAUUGGAAUCACCAAAUGGCUGAAGUCUGCUGAGGUAAACGAGGGGGAGACAUGCAGCUUCGAGUGCAUCUUAUCUCGUGAGAACACAGAUGAGUGCUCGUGGACUCUGAAUGGCAAAGCCAUUUCAAACGGAGGCCGUUUCAAUGUCACCAAUAAAGGCCGCAAGUACAUGCUAAACAUCAAGGAUGUCACCCCUGCCGAUGCUGGUGAGGUGGUCUUCACCAUUAAAGACUUGAGCACUAAAACCACAUUAACAGUUGAAGGCAGAGCUUCAUCUGUGUCCAAAGGACUGCAGAAUGUUAGCGCUGCUCAAGGGGAAGAUGCUGUGUUUGCCUGUGAGGUGACACAGGCUAGUUCCACUGUAAAGUGGGCCAAGGAAGGCAAAGCCAUCAAGAAGAGCCAGAAGUACGACAUCAGCCAGGAGGAUAAGGUCAUGAAGCUCACUAUCCAUAAUGUCUCUGCCCAAGACUCAGGAGAGUACAGCUGUGAAGUCGUCGGAGGUGCAACCACCAAAGCCCAACUGGAAAUUAAGGAGCCAAUCCAUAAAUUCACUGAAGUGCUAAAGGACAGCCAGGCAGACGAGAAGAGCUCUGUGACCUUGAGCUGUGAGACGGCUCAAAGCCCAUCCACAGUGAUCUGGCUUAAAGGGCACACAGAGCUCAAGGCAGGAGGUCGAUAUGAGAUGUCCCAGAAAGAGCAGGUCUUAACUCUCACCAUCAAACAGCUGGAAGAGAAAGACACAGAUAUCUACACCUGUGACGUGAUCACUGCUAAGAACAUGGCAAAGGUGACAGUCAAAGCCCUGCCUGCCACUUUUAAAGAAAAACUCAAGAACCAAGAUAAAAAAGAAGGGGAGACUGUGACACUUUGUUGCGAGUUAUCAAAACCUGCGACCGACAUUCAGUGGAAGAAAGGCUCUGAAGUUAUCAAAGCUGGAGAGAAGUAUGAGAUGAAGCAGAAGCAAACCGCUGUGGAACUUCAAAUCAAAGAUUUGAAGGUUGAAGAUAGUGGAGAGUACUCUUGUGUGUGUGUGGACCAGAAGACAUCUGCAUCUGUGAAAGUCAAUGCAUUACCACCGACCUUCAUACAGAAGUUGAAGACUCAGGAAGCUGAGGAGGGAGUAGAUAUUACUCUGCGCUGUGAGCUCUCCAAACCUGGAGUCUCAGUGGAGUGGAAGAAGGGAACUCAGGUGCUGAAGUCUGGAGAGAAGCACCAGAUGAAGCAGAAAGACUUUGUGAAUGAGCUGCUGCUCAACAAAGUGGUGCCAGAAGACAGUGGAGACUACAGCUGUGUUUGUGGAGACCAGACGACCACAGCCAGUCUCAAGAUCAAGGCCAAACCAGUGACCUUCAAAAAGAAGUUGGAGACUCAGGAAGCAGAGGAGGGAGCCAGCGUCACUCUGCACUGUGAGCUCUCCAAACCUGGAGUCUCAGUGGAGUGGAAGAAGGGAACUCAGGUCCUGAAGUCUGGAGAGAAGUACCAGAUGAAGCAGAACGCCUCUGUGAACGAACUGCUGCUCAACAAAGUGGUGCCAGAAGACAGUGGAGACUACAGCUGUGUGUGUGGAGACCAGACGACCACAGCUAGCGUCAAAAUCAAUGCCAAACCAGUGACCUUCAAACAGAAGCUAGAGACUCAGGAAGCGGAGGAGGGAGCCAGCGUCACUCUGCACUGUGAGCUCUCCAAACCUGGAGUCUCAGUGGAGUGGAAGAAGGGAACUCAGGUCCUGAAAUCUGGAGAGAAGUACCAGAUGAAGCAGAAAGACUCUGUGAAUGAACUGCUCAUCAACAAAGUGGUGCCAGAAGACAGUGGAGACUACGGCUGUGUGUGUGGAGACCAGAACACCACAGCCAGUCUCAAGAUCAAGGCCAAACCAGUGACCUUCAAGCAGAAGCUCGAGACUCAGGAAGCAGAGGAGGGAGCCAGCGUCACUUUACACUGUGAGCUCUCCAAACCUGGAGUCUCAGUGGAGUGGAAGAAGGGAACACAGGUCCUGAAGUCUGGAGAGAAGCACCAGAUGAAGCAGAAAGACUCUGUGAAUGAACUGCUCAUCAACAAAGUGGUGCCAGAAGACAGUGGAGACUACAGCUGUGUGUGUGGAGACCAGACGACCACAGCUAGUCUCAAGAUUAAGGCCCAACCAGUGACCUUCAAACAGAAGCUCGAGACUCAGGAAGCGGAGGAGGGAGCCAGCGUCACGCUGCACUGUGAGCUCUCCAAACCUGGAGUCUCAGUGGAGUGGAAGAAGGGAACUCAGGUCCUGAAGUCUGGAGAGAAGUACCAGAUGAAGCAGAAAGCCUUUGUGUAUGAACUGCUCAUCAACAAAGUGGUGCCAGAAGACAGUGGAGACUACAGCUGUGUGUGUGGAGACCAGACGACCACAGCUAGUCUUAAGAUCAAGGUUCUUCCGGCCACAGUCAUUCAAGACCUUGAGGGCCAGGAGGCUGAAGAGGGAGCUAGUGUCACUCUGCAUUGUGAGUUUUCUAAACCUGGACUCACUGUCGAAUGGAAGAAGGGAAAUCAAGUCCUGACGUCUGGAGAAAAGUUCCAGAUGAGACAAACAGGAUUCAGUUAUGUGCUACAGAUCCAUGAUCUGACACCUGGAGACACAGGAAACUACUCCUGCUGUUCAGAGGACGCAAAAAGCUCAGCUGCUGUUGCAGUAAAUGCUGCCAAAGUCAUAUUUACAAAAGAGCUGGAAAAUCUGACGGCUGAAGAAGGCGACAGUGUCACACUGCACUGUGAGCUUUCGAAACCUUGUGUUUCUUUGGAGUGGCGGAAAGGAGAACUUGGUCUUUGUCCUUGUGCUAAAUAUGAAAUUAGACAAACUGGACAAAUUGCCACUCUGCUAAUCCAUGAUGUAGAUCCAGAGGAUUCUGGGAGUUACACAUGUGACACUGGUGGACGUCAGAGCACUGCUCAUCUAGCUGUGAUGGCCCAGCCUGUCCUUUUCAAAACUCAGCUGCAGAAGGUUGAAAGACAGGCAGGGGAGGUCGCUAUUCUUCGCUGCGAGACCACAAAACCCGGUGCAAUUGUUGUCUGGAGGCAUGGUGACAGAGAGCUGGUCUCCAGCAGCAAGUACCACCUGAAACAGGAAGGGACUGUAGUGGAGCUUGUCAUCUAUAAACUGCAAGGAGCUGACUCUGGAGAAUAUUCUUGUGAUACAGGCAGUCGAAGGACGUCAGCUGUCCUCACUGUGCAGGAGGUCGAGAUUACCAUACUGAAAUUCUUGGAGAGCUCAGUUGUCUAUGAGGGGGAAGAUGUCCACUUUGAGUGUCUGCUCUCUCAUGAGGAGGCUCCUCUGGCCCAGUGGAAACUCCAGGACGUCCCACUACAGAAUAAUGAAAUGAACCUGAUCAAGACUGAGAGCCGAGUACACAGCCUCACACUCAGAGGCGUCACCACAACCGACUCAGGAACAGUUACUUUCACUGUGGGAAACCACACUUCAACGGCUUCUCUCACAGUCAGAGCAGCUGCUCCAGUGUUAUUCAAGAAGGAGCUGGAAAGUCAAGAGGCCACAGAAGGAGGCAAAGUCACCCUGUCCUGCGAAACAUCCAGCCCUGAUUGCAAGGUAACCUGGCGCAAGGGCACGUCUGAACUCGCCCACGGGGAGAAGUACACCAUUGAGCAAGGAGGAGCCACUCACACCCUGGUUAUACACAAGCUGAAAGUGGAGGAUAGUGGAGAUUACACCAGCCAAGCAGGGGACAAGAAGAGCACUGCUACCCUGACUGUGAAAGAGCGUGUGCGCAUCAUCCGAGAACUCUACGAUAUCACUGUCACCACUGGGCAGGAUGCAGUCUUUGAAGUUGAGCUGUCACACUCGGGCGUGACAAACGGGGAAUGGUGGCUCGCAGACAACCUCCUCCAGAAUAAUGAUUUGAAUCAAAUGAGCAGCCAGGGCAGAGUGCACCGCUUGACCCUGAAGAUGGUAACCACGGAGGAAUCAGGAGAUGUUGCCUUCGUAGUGGGAGAAGAGAAAACUGUGGCCUGUCUGCUGGUGGAGGAGAAACCCAAAGUGAAAAUCGUAGAGAAGCCGCACAACACUUUGGUAAUCGAGGGUGAAACUGUCACUCUGGCCUGCACCAUCUCUGACCCCAAGGCCACAGUCACCUGGAUCAGAAACAACGUGGCCAUCCAAGCAGGUCUCAAGUAUGACCUGAAGAAGAAUGGAGCUUUCCACCAGCUUUGCAUCCUCAACGGGUUGCCUGAGGACUCAGGAGUGUACACGUGUGACACUGGAGAUGUUCAAUGUGAGGUCACGGUGACCGUGGAAGGUGCCCCAGUGUUCUUCAGGAAAGAGCUAAAGAACGAGGAUGCCAUAGAGGGUGAUGAUUCUACCCUGCGCUGUGAGGUGUCUAAGCCAGGUGUUUGUGUUGAGUGGAGGAAAGGAGGCAUUGUCCUCGAGCCCGGUAAGAGGUAUAAGAUGAGGCAGGAAGGGUGCAUUCGAGAGCUCUGUAUAAGUAACGUGGAUCCUGAAGACAGUGGCUACUACACCUGUGACGCAGGAGACCAGCUCACUACAUCUUCUUUGGCUGUGCAAGUGAAAGAAGUCUUCAUUGUUUGUGGUCUUAAGACCACCGACGUCUUUGUUGGGGAAUGGGCAACCUUCUCCUGCCAGCUGUCUGCUAGGGCACCUGGCCAGGUGCAGUGGUGGCUGGAUGGCACCUUGUUGGAAAACAGCCCUUUUAGUGAGAUAGGGCUGAGCCAGGGCCACAUCUACACACUGACCUUAAAGAGCCUGGCCACAGACGACUCUGGCACUGUCACGUUCAAAGCUGGCAGUUUAACAUCAAGCUCCAAGCUCUUAGUCAAAGAUCCCACGGUUGAAGUGGUGAGCGAGAUGGAGGACCUUUGUGUGGUCGAAAACCAACCGGCUGAGUUCAUCUGCCAGUAUUCACGGCCGGUCAAGGCUCAGUGGAAGAAAGACGGGCAGCCAUUGCAGCCUGAUGGCCGAAGGGUGUUGGUGGAGCAGGACUGGAAUGUGGCUCGCUUGUACAUUAGCAGCGUGUCCACUGGGGACAAGGGCACAUACUCCUGUGAGGCAGAGGGGACCAGUGUGGUAGCUUCACUUCAUGUGGAAGGGAAACCUAUAACUAUUGUUCAGGGCCUGGAGAAUGCAGAAACCUUCGAUGGAGGUGAAACACUAUUCGAGUGUGCCCUGUCUCGUCCCGAGAGCAAAGACUGCCACUGGUUUCUCGACGGCAAACCAGUGAAGGAAUCUCGUAAUGUUGAGAUUGUGUCAUUUGAGAGUGGCCGUCGUCACCUGCUCCUGCUGAAGGAGUUGCACGUUAAAGACAGUUGCACAGUGACGUUCAAAGCUGGGACAUCAUCCACAUCUGCACAACUCUCUGUCAAGGGAUGGCAGCUGGAUGUUGUGAAGGGUCUGGAAGACAAAGUCGCUGCCGUGGGAGAGAAGGUUGAAUUUUGUGUCGAGCUGACUGAGCCCAUCCCAGUGGCAGAAGUAGCCUGGUAUGCUAACGGGGUUGAGCUCAAGCCCAGCGAUCUCUGGGCCAUGAGGGCUGACGGCUGCUCCUAUCGCCUUGUCCUGAGACAUGCACCACUUCUGCCCCAGCAGGAAAUUACAUUUGCUGCUAGAGAUGCUCUCUCUUUGGCCAAGCUCACUAUCAUCACUGUACCCGAUCCCCCAGAGGACCCAGAAGUCCUCAGUAAGACCAAGCAGUCUAUAACCCUCUCUUGGUUCACUCCACUACAUGAUGGAGGGAGUCCUAUCCUUGGCUACAGAGUGGAGUUGCGGCUGGUAGACAGCGCCCUCUGGCUUCCGUGUCAGCCCGAACCCGUGUGUAACACAGAGUUUUUGGUUGAAAAUCUUAUCCCCGGGAGUGGCUACAGGUUAAGAGUGGCAGCCAUCAGCAUAGCUGGGACUGGAGAGCCUGUCGAGCUGCCUCAGACUGUGCAGCUUGAGGCACCUACACCACCACCAACUACUCCAGGUACAGAGGUAAAACCGGAGGGGCCAGAGGCCCUGGGACAGCCCAAUCUGCCUCCAGAGGCUGCUGAGGAAGGUGAUGUCCAUGAGCUGUGGGAGGCUUCAGCUAAGAAACGUCGCAUGAGUCGAGAGCCCACUUUGGACUCCAUCACUGAACAACCUGAAGAGGAUGGUAAAAAGAAAUCUGACCAGAAGGAUCCAAAGUCCUCAGAGACAGUGGAAACAAAAUCUGAAGAGAAGGAGCAGGCCAUUGUGUCUAAGAAGGAGACAGAGUCCAACUUGUGCACCAGCUCUGAGGAUCAAUCUCUUUCAGGGGGUGCAACACUUGUGUCCUACCUCAAGACGAGCAGCACAUCUUCUGUCACAGCCGUCAAUGAAGGACACACAAUGACCACUGAGAGGUUCUUUGCACAUUUCCAGAUGGCUGAUCAGAAAACAGUGCAGCAAACUGAAGUGAAAACAACUACAGUUCAUCAGACAGAUACUAAACAGGUGACUACAGAGGAGACAGACAUCAUGGAGAUCAGUAAAGAGGAUGAGCCUGAGCUCAGAGAAGCUGCCAUCAAAAUUCAAGCUGCCUUCAAGGGGUACAAGGCCCGUAAGGACAUGCGUCCUGUCUUCAAAGAUGUCUUCAAAGAUCAGACCAAAGAACCGAAUGGCACCAUCCAUCUGGAAUGUGUGGCGGAAGGUAAACCUGAAAAGGUGCGCUGGCUGAAGGACGGUGAACCACUAACGGAUGGCAAGCACCACCAUAUUGAUAUCUAUAACGACGGCACUUGCUCACUGGUCAUCACUGCCAUCACCACAAAGGAUACGGGAGUUUACACUUGUGAAGUCACCAACAAGUAUGGAGUCAACUCUCAUAGCGGUAAGGUCACAGUAGGGACAGUGAGAGAAUCCUCUGGGCGACGCCCACUGACGGUGGGCUACAGUGCGGACAGUGAGCCUGAGAGCUCCUCAGGCAGUGAGAUGGACGAGUCACUGAGGAAGGCGAGCAGACGUCUCCGCCGCCUGUUGCGUACAUGUCUCCCACCAGAUGUUGAGGAAGAACCAUUUGUCAGUGCGGAUGAAGGAGACCUGCGAGCCCCAGAUCCUCAGUCUUACCGUGAGGAUGACAAUUACAUCUACAUUCGCUUUGAUUCACGGACAGAGGCUGAAGUCGCCUCUAAGAGAUUCCAGGAGAUGUUUACAAUCCACGGGGUUCCUGUAGAGACAACCAUCCAGCAGGCGGGGCCUCUUAGAGUGGAGUUGAGAAUUAAAAAGGUGGGCUACAUCCAAGAUGGCACACAGACCCCCACACAAGACAGACAACCUCCUGCAUUCAUGGCUGGAGCCCAGGCUGCCCCAGUUUUUCUGACAGAGCUACAAAGCCAGGACGUUCCAGAUGGUUAUCCAGUCAGCUUUGACUGUGUUGUGAUUGGCAAGCCUCCUCCAACUGUUCGCUGGUUCAAAGAUGGCAAAGUGCUGGAGGAAAAUGACCAUUAUAUGAUAAAUGAAGAUCUGGAGGGCUGCCACCAACUCAUCAUCACCACUGUGCUGCCCACUGACAUGGGUGUCUAUCGCUGCACAGCUGAAAACAGCAGCGGCCUUGCAGCCACUAAGGCUGAACUCAGGGUUGACAUGUCUUGCAGCUCAGAUUAUGACACUGCUGCUGAUGCCACUGAGACAUCCUCAUAUAUGAGUGCCAAAGGCUACAUCUCCAGGGAAACUGACACUUUUGAGUCUGUGGCUGAGGAUGAUCAGUUACCACAAGUUGUGGAGGAGCUUCAUGAUGUUCGUGUUUGUCCAGGUUCACCUAUUGCUAAAAUGCAACUUAAAGUAAAAGGCUUCCCAAAACCCAGAUUGUACUGGUUCAAAGAUGGCCACCCUCUGCGGCCCUCAAAUAGGAUCCUGUUACUAACAGUCGGAGAUAUUCACGGCCUGCAGAUUCUGGAGGUGAAGAAAGACGAUAUGGGGGAGUACUCUGCUUACAUCACUAAUUCAGCAGGUUCUGCUUACUCCUCUGCCAGACUGAUGGUUCUGGGUCCAGGGGAGAUGAUGCCACUAGAUAAGAAAGACUCCAAAGAACCUCUGGUGCCACCACGCUUCCUCGAAAGGUUCAGCAACAGGAAGGUGAAACAAGGAGCGAGCAUUACGUUGUCUGUCAGAGUAGAAGGGUCUCCAACGCCCAUGGUCUCCUGGCUAAAGGAGGAGUCAUUGGAGGAUGUCCUGUGGAUUAAGCCUGAUACCAAGGGGUAUAAAAUAGCAAGCUCUGGACGCCAGCACAGCCUCAUCCUGAUGGAUGUGGGCACAGAGUACACUGGCGCCUACACCUGUAUCGCUACAAACAGAGCAGGACAGUCCAUCUGCACGGCCCACCUCGAGGUGGAUGAGACAUUACAACAAAAGACAGAGACUAAAGCUUCAGAGGUUCUUGGGAUUACAAUCAGUCCCCCAGAGGGAGAGGCUAGCAGUGGAAAAGAGGUAAAAGUCCCGUACCUAGGUGAAGUAGGAACAGAGGAAUUCCUUAUGAAACUCACCACCCAGAUCACUGAAAUGGUAUCAGCCAAGAUAACUCAAGACAGCUUACAGAAUCACGAAGUGCUCCAGUGGAUGAAAUCUUGGCCCAAAAAUACCACUUCGUUACGAGUACCUGGCGGUGACAGUGACGAUGAGACCAAGACUCCAUCUCCUUCACCUCAUCACGGUCGCUCUCGUCCUCCCUCCCUCAUCGCUGACUCGUCCUCGGAGUCUGAUGAGGGCGACGCCAGGGGGGAGAUGUUUGAUAUCUACGUGGCAACAGCGGACUAUAACCCCACCAUAGCAAGCAAAGAAUCGAUCUCUCUGAAGGAGGGACAGUACGUUGAGGUUCUGGACUCAGCUCAUCCACUCAAGUGGUUGGUCCGAACCAAACCGACCAAAAUGACACCGUCCCGCCAAGGCUGGGUCUCACCUGCCUACUUGGACAAGAAACUAAAACUCUCAGCUGAUGCGGGUGACCUUCCAGAGACAAGUGCAGAGGAGGUUUCUGAGGGUGAAUACAAGAGGAAAUUAUUCCAACUGAUCCAGGAGAUGAUAAAAGGAGAAUCAGAGUUUGUAAAGGAGGUCGACUUCUUUACCUCCCAUCACAUGAAACACGCAGACAUCCCUGAUGCACCUCCUGACGUCAACAGCCAAAAGGAAACAAUAUUCAGGAACAUUGAUGAUAUCAAGUCCUUCCACGGCAGGGCGUUCCUCCCGACGUUGAACGACUGUGAAACAGAUGAUGAUGUUGCCAUGUGCUUCCUGAGGAGUAAGGCGGGCUUUGAGCAGUACCUCCAGUAUCUUGUUGGUCAGCCUCAGGCAGAAUCUGCAGUCAGUGACAAGGCUGUGCACCGCUUCUUCAAGGAGUACAGUGAGAAAGAGCAGGCUGGUGCAGACCCUGCAGGUCCCCCUGUACGCAGCAUCAACGCCUACCUGCAACAACCACUGGAGAGGAUUCAGAAGUACAAGGCUUUCCUCAAGGAGCUCAUUCGAAACAAGGCGAGAAAUGGUCAGAACUGCUGCCUCCUGGAAGAAGCGUAUGCGAUGGUGUCUGCACUCCCUCAGCGCUCUGAGAACACCCACCAUGUCACCAUGAUCCAGAACUAUCCCGCCACACUGGAAGUACUUGGAGAGCCAAUUAGACAGGGACCCUUUCAAGUGUGGGAGGGAGCUCCUGGAAUUAGGUCGUCCUCUAGAGGUCACCACCGGCACGUCUUCCUCUUUAAGAACUACUGUAUCAUCUGCAAACCCAAGAGAGAUAGCAACGCUGAUACACAAUCAUAUGUCUUUAAGAACAUGAUGAAGCUGAACAACAUUGAUGUGAAUGAGACGGUGGAGGGAGAUGACCGAGCCUUUGAGAUCUGGCAUGAACGGGAGGACUCAGUGAGGAAAUACACUUUGCAGGCCCGAACUAUCACCAUCAAGAACUCCUGGCUGAGAGACCUCAGGGAACUGCAGCAGCGAUACAGCAUGCCUGCAUGGAGUCCCCCUGACUUUGAUGAAAUUCUGGGAAACUGCACAGCAGAGCUGGGACAGACGGUGAAACUGGCCUGCAAAGUCACUGGAGUGCCCAAACCCACAGUCACCUGGUACAAGGAUGGACGUGCAGUGGAGGCAGAUCCUCAUCACAUCAUCAUCGAGGACCUUGAUGGUUCCUGCACACUGAUCCUGGACAACAUGACAGCUGAUGAUUCUGGCCAGUACAUGUGCUUUGCCACAAGCUCAGCUGGCAAUGCCAGCACUCUUGGAAAGAUCACGGUUCAGGUACCUCCUCGUUUUGUGAAUAAAAUGAGGAACGCUGUCUUUGUCGCUGGUGAGGACGCACAAUUCUCCUGUGUCAUACAGAGCGCCCCCAACCCCAAGAUCAGGUGGUUCAAAGACAGCCGGCUGCUGACUGACCAGGAAAAGUACCAGACGUACAGUGAGCUCCGUAGUGGAGUGCUGGUCCUGAUAAUAAAGAACCUGACAGAGAGAGACUUGGGACACUACGAUUGUGAGCUGUCCAAUCGGCUGGGCAGUGCCAAGUGUGCAGCAGAUUUAGUUCUUCCCUCUGCUCUGGUCCGGACUGGUGAACAGGCCAUCACUAUUGAAGUCACUGAGCAGGAAACCAAAAUACCAAAGAAAACCAUCAUCAUCGAGGAGACUAUAACCACUGUUGUGAAGAACCCUCGUAUGAGGAGGCACAGAUCCCCCGGCUUGUCUCUCACUGCAGCCCACCGCUCUGAAACUGCCACCCCAGAGCCCCCUGCAGCCAGGCUGAGGAGGGUGCCUACUCCAAGAAAGACCCCCAUCCCUACCCUCUACGUCACUGAACCCGAGGGUGCUGAGGCCAGAGCCAUGGAGAGCAAACCCAGGUGGGUUGAGGUGGAGGAGGUCAUCGAGUACAAGGUCAAUAAAUCUCCCAGAAUGCCCAGGAGGAGAGGCAUCUCACCUGCAGUCUCUGAUCGAGCAGCCGCUUCCUCCAGACCCAGAAGGUCUCAACUGGAAAACCCAAACACCAACAACUCCAACAACAAGCUGGUGGAGCAGGUGCAGGCCGAGCUGCACGGAGACGUCAGCAGCCAGCCGCUCUCCUGGGAGGAGGUGCAGGGCAGCGCUCCCUCUGAGGAGCCACAUGAGCUCUCAUCCGUCCUCAGUCCAGCUGAAGACGACAGCGACGACCUGUCCGAUCAGCAAACUGUCAUCUUUGAGCCUGAAGAUGACGAUGACGACCCCAUUCUGUCCAGAGAGCAGGAGCCGCACAUCCUGAAACAAGGAGAUCGUGUUUUGACCCUAGAGGACUUGGAGGACUACGUUCCGGAGGAAGGAGAGUCCUACGGCUCCUCCAACGCUCCUGAAGAAAAGCCUUGUGAGAUCUCCGUGCUGCAGAGGGAGAUCGGCGGCUCGGCAGUGGGGCAGCCGGUGCUCCUCAACGUGGGCCGGCCCGUUGUGCCGAGGCAGAGGAGCAGCUUCUUCAGUCGCUUCAAGGAGCAUCUCCCCAGCAGCAUUUUCUCCUCCUCCUCCGUCUCUCAAGCCAGCGGAACGAGGUGCGUCCCCAUCCAAGUGAGCCACGCAAAGCUGGAGGUGCAGCCUUCAUACUGCUCGGAGGUGCAGAGGGUCGAGGGCGGGCAGCAGAGCUUCAAAACCAAAGUGUCAACUCAGACGUACGGAUACACAUCAGUGGGAAACCCAGUCGUUCUUCAAAUUAGAGAUCACCAUUAUCCAAACCAGUAG
Molecule: messenger RNA, 19866 nt
Organism: Limanda limanda (common dab)
Lineage: Eukaryota; Metazoa; Chordata; Actinopteri; Pleuronectiformes; Pleuronectidae
Gene: obscnb
Product: obscurin, cytoskeletal calmodulin and titin-interacting RhoGEF b
Exons: 81
Coding region: 1-19866 (6621 amino acids)
Molecular function (GO): guanyl-nucleotide exchange factor activity; protein binding
Source: RefSeq, a predicted model, not a curated record